UUUAACUUGAUGUCUCUUGGAGUAGAUUUUGAACAGUACUAAUUUGAUAGAAGGCUUAAAGAAUUAUAAGAUAAAGUCACUACUUUAAAUCAUAGAGCUCCUUAAGUUGAUAAUUUUAAAUAAAUGUCCAUACGAGAACCUUCAUACUUAAACAAUUAAAUAUACUUUAAUCCUCUCAAUUAACCUCUUUAAUCACCUUAUCAAUAUGUACCCUAUAUGCAGAACUUUAAUCCUUAUUAAUAAUAAGUUUUUGAUUAAAAAAACGAACUAAAGAAAAAAGAAGAAAAAGAAGAAAAAUAAAGGAAAAAAAAUGAAUAAAGACAAUUAGAAUUAUAGAAAUUAGAGGAAUAAUUACUUAAAAAAUAAGAAAUAAUGAUAUCAAAUAUGAAGAAAGAUAUUUUAGAUUAUAUUGAUCCCUACAUAUAUGGAUAAUAUCAUAAUUACUAUAAUUAUUCUUAAUAACCAUAAAAUUAGUUAUAGCAAUCUAAUUAAAACAUGCCAAUCUAAUAUUAAAAUUAACUUCCAAUAUAUUCAUAGAAUCCACCUCCUAUAACAUUCUAGCCAUCCUAAUACAUGUAACAAUAUAAUAAUUCAUUUGUUUCAUAAAGUAUGACAGGAAUACCCUAAUAAUUUAACAAUUCAUAGUUUUCUAAAAUUGGGUAAUAAUCUAUGCAAAAAAUAGAUAGUUUAUUAACAGGAAUAUGA
Paramecium sonneborni is the source of this 705-nucleotide messenger RNA. NCBI's taxonomy places the organism in Eukaryota, Ciliophora, Oligohymenophorea, Peniculida, Parameciidae. The record is from the annotation of a GenBank genome assembly.